AUGAAAUCGGAUGAGACCAAAAACUUCGUGAUGCUCAGCUCGAAGCUUACUGGAGAGUCAACCGAGUCGGUCAGCCUCAGAACGUUGGCGAUUGCUUCCUCCAGCGGAAGCACUGCGCUUUGGGUGUCGAACGCGGUGGACUUCGACGUGAAGUACCGUCUUUUCUCUGUGCGUCGACGCACCGAUCGAUCACCUCUUUAUAAUGUGCUUAGGAAGCGUCGACAUACCCGCCGACUAAUGCAGCUCGAUCUCGGCUUUCAAGUUGCAAGGAAGGAAGGAGAAGCUGUCGCCUUUGAGUUCGAGGAAUCGUCGCCGUCGUCGGCCUCCCCCUCCUCGUCUUCGUGCUCAUCGCCGACGGUAGUAUCGACGGGAGGCUCCACGUUGGCCUCCCGCGCUCUGGGCCCGUCGCCGAAGCGGAAGGCCGGGCGGAAGAAGUUCCGGGAGACGCGACACCCGGUGUACCACGGCGUGCGGGAGCGCAACGGCGGUCGGUGGGUGUGCGAGGUGCGGGAGCCCCAGAAGAAGAGCCGCAUCUGGCUGGGGACGUUCCGGGAGCCGGAGAUGGCCGCGCUGGCGCACGACGUGGCCGCCAUCGCGCUCCGCGGCGGGUCGGCCCAGCUCAACUUCCCGGACCUCGCAGGGGCACUGCCCCGCGCGCGAUCGACGGCGCCCGAUGACGUCCGCCGCGCCGCGGCCAAGGCGGCCGAGAUGUUACGACCUUUAAAGUCGUCGCCCGCGCCGCUGCCCGCCGUGUCGGAUGCAGGAGAAAGCCAGGGACGUGAGGCGAGGGAGGAGAAUACAGCGACCAAGGACGCUGCUGCACCUCCGGCGGCAGUGUUCGUGGACGAGGAGGAGCUGUUCAACAUGCCGGAGUUGAUCGAGGACAUGGCGAGGGGGUUGCUGCUGACGCCCCCAGCGUUGCAGUGGCGAGGGUUCGAUUGGGAUAUUGCGGUGGAGGAGGAGCAAGAAAUAAGCUUGUGGCCACUGUGGAAUCACGAAUGAGAAACAUUUCUCGCAAGAAAUAGA
Molecule: messenger RNA, 1026 nt
Organism: Musa acuminata AAA Group (dessert banana)
Lineage: Eukaryota; Viridiplantae; Streptophyta; Magnoliopsida; Zingiberales; Musaceae
Product: dehydration-responsive element-binding protein 1F-like
Exons: 2
Coding region: 1-1002 (333 amino acids)
Biological process (GO): regulation of DNA-templated transcription
Molecular function (GO): DNA binding; DNA-binding transcription factor activity
Source: RefSeq, a predicted model, not a curated record